Loxodonta africana (African savanna elephant) is the source of this 2496-nucleotide messenger RNA. RefSeq names its product leucine rich repeat transmembrane neuronal 4 (gene LRRTM4). Gene Ontology annotation, molecular function: protein binding. The coding region runs from base 644 to 2200 and encodes 518 amino acids. NCBI's taxonomy places the organism in Eukaryota, Metazoa, Chordata, Mammalia, Proboscidea, Elephantidae. The record is from RefSeq and is a predicted model, not a curated record. Gene Ontology annotation, cellular component: extracellular matrix. The transcript is spliced from 2 exons.
AAGCAUUAGCACCAACAAGCUCUGAGCAUCAUCAGUCUCUGGAAAGCCUUCUGAAUUAGACAAGGGCUGCCUCUCAACACAGCUACAAAACACUUUAAACCUGACCAGCUAAAUGGAUAAACCUAGCCUGCAUAGCUUUUAAACUGGGGUCUCAUACAGCGCAGGAGGCCUACUUGAUUCAAGAACUGAAAAUUCAGACGAUGAAUUGCUUUAUCUGGGAAUGGCCAAAGCCAGCACAAUAAGGAAUGCCAGGUAUUCUGAAGAUUUUCCUCUCUCUCUUUUUACAGAGAAGUUGGUUACCUUCGAGAUGGGCUGUAGCUCUUCUCCACAGAUUGCCAGUUAGUGCUGAUGGGUCUCUGGUGACUUACACAAUGGUCCUCAGAGCCUAGAGCCCCCCCCCCCCCACGGCUUCUUUCUCCCUGCCCCCCAUCUCAUCCGGUGCCAAUUUUUUAUUAAAUAUAUACAGAAAUUUUUUUGCCUGUGCUCUCGGGGGAAGUUUGUAUGGAGCUCCUAGCUCACAUGCGGGAUCAGGAUGGUGUGAAUGACAGCCGCACUGUGACAUGAAGGUGGUAGUGUUUUCAGCACGAGAGACCAAAUAAGAAGAAAGCUGAGAGAAGGGGGAAACGUUUUUGGAUGACAAAGGAUGGGUUUCCAUUUACUUACGCAGCUAAGAGGCAUGAGUGUGGUCCUAGUGCUACUUUCUACACUGCUGCUUGUUAUGCUCACGGGGGCUCAGAGAGCUUGCCCAAAGAACUGCAGAUGUGAUGGCAAAAUUGUGUACUGUGAGUCUCACGCGUUCACAGAUAUCCCAGAGAAUAUUUCUGGAGGAUCACAGGGCUUAUCACUAAGGUUCAACAGCAUUCAGAAACUCAAAUCCAAUCAGUUUGCCGGCCUCAACCAGCUUAUAUGGCUUUAUCUUGACCACAAUUACAUUAGCUCAGUGGAUGAAGAUGCAUUUCAAGGGAUCCGUAGACUGAAGGAAUUAAUUCUAAGCUCCAACAAAAUUACCUAUCUGCACAAUAAAACAUUUCACCCAGUUCCCAAUCUCCGCAAUCUGGACCUCUCGUACAAUAAGCUUCAGACGUUGCAAUCGGAACAAUUUAAAGGCCUCCGGAAACUCAUCAUUUUGCAUUUGAGAUCUAACUCACUCAAGACUGUGCCAAUAAGAGUUUUUCAAGACUGUCGAAAUCUAGACUUUCUGGAUUUGGGUUAUAAUCGUCUUCGAAGUUUGUCCAGAAACGCUUUUGCUGGCCUCUUAAAGUUAAAGGAGCUCCAUUUGGAACACAACCAGUUUUCCAAGAUCAACUUUGCUCAUUUUCCACGUCUCUUCAACCUCCGCUCAAUUUACUUACAAUGGAACAGGAUCCGCUCCAUUAGCCAAGGUUUGACAUGGACUUGGAGUUCCUUGCAUAACUUGGAUUUAUCAGGGAAUGACAUCCAAGGAAUUGAGCCGGGCACAUUUAAAUGUCUGCCCAAUCUGCAAAAAUUGAAUUUGGAUUCCAACAAGCUUACCAACAUCUCACAGGAAACUGUCAAUGCGUGGAUAUCGUUGAUAUCCAUCACCUUGUCUGGAAAUAUGUGGGAAUGCAGUCGUAGUAUUUGUCCUCUGUUUUAUUGGCUUAAGAAUUUCAAAGGAACUAAGGAGAGCACCAUGAUAUGUGCGGGACCUAAGCAUAUCCAGGGUGAAAAGGUUAGUGAUGCCGUGGAAACCUAUAAUAUCUGUUCUGAAGUUCAGGUGGUCAACACAGAAAGAUCACACCUGGUGCCACAAACUCCCCAGAAGCCUCUGAUUGUCCCCAGACCUACCAUCUCCAAAUCAGCUGCCACUCAAACCACCCUUGACACACCAAGCCCUUCCCCGGGGUUUCCGCUUCCUGGCACAGAGCAAGAGUAUGAGCAUGUUUCAUUUCACAAAAUCAUUGCAGGGAGUGUGGCUCUCUUUCUCUCUGUGGCCAUGAUCCUCUUGGUAAUCUAUGUGUCUUGGAAACGCUACCCAGCCAGCAUGAAACAACUUCAGCAACACUCUCUUAUGAAGAGGCGACGGAAAAAGACCAGAGAGUCUGAAAGACAAAUGAACUCCCCUUUACAGGAGUAUUAUGUGGACUACAAGCCUACAAACUCUGAGACCAUGGAUAUAUCGGUUAAUGGAUCUGGGCCCUGCACAUAUACCAUCUCUGGCUCCAGGGAAUGUGAGGUAUGAACCAUGAUCCUCCUAAAAGCAUUUCUACUUCGGGGAAGGAGAGGUGAAUGUUUGAAGCUCUAGAAGUGUCUCUAAUCACUAGAAAGAUUAAUGAACCUUUUGCUUUUGGGUUUUGCUCAGUGUGGAAGGGUACUUAAAUUAUAACCACCGGGAAAUUGACUGUUUUUUGUUGUUGUUGUUGUUGUUGAUGGGUUUUUUUUUCUUCUUCUUCUUCUUUUUUUUUUUUAAUGGUUAAAACUUGAAGGAAGUUCAUUCAAGGAUGAGAUUAAGUUGGAAUAAAGCACUAUGUUGAAACA